AUGGCGGAAUCAAUUGCAGCAACUUCCAUCGCUGGGUACAGGCCGUUUGUUUGGGGAUUUUCGGUUAAAGACCCUUCUUCCUCAAGAAAGCAACGUUCCUACAACUGUAGGUUGCCUCUAACGGAGUUUAUGGGCAGGAAGGUCGUCACUUUGGCUCCCUAUUGCCUUAAAUCCGGCCUUAAUAACGUUUCAGUGAACACAUCAAUCAAGGCCCUAGCCACAGAGCUAAGGAAGAACGAGGCCUAUGCAUUCAAAGAAGAUGAGAAGAUCCCACGAAACUGGAACCAUGGUCAGGAUACAGAUGUCGAUAGAAAGCCAGGUCUGUGGCCACCAGAGAAUCGAGCUGACAACCCUUCACUGCACAACCCAUUACUCAGGCAAGAAAGAAUGGGAUGUGGUUGGUUAGGUGCCAUAUUCGAAUGGGAAGGUGUCAUAAUUGAAGAUAAUGCAGAACUCGAGAAGCAGUCCUGGCUUGCUCUAGCUGAGGAGGAAGGCAAAUCCCCUCCACCUGGUUUCUUACUGAAGAGGAUAGAAGGGAUGAAGAACGAGCAGGCAAUGUCUGAAGUCCUCUGUUGGUCAAGAGAUCCCUCAGAGCUCCGGAGAAUGGCAUCCAGGAAAGAAGACAUCUACCAAGGUUUGCAAGGUGGUGGAAUCUACCAGCUCCGAGAUGGGUCGAAAGAGUUUGUGAAUGUGUUGAUGAAUUACAAGAUACCCAUGGCUCUGGUCUCCACCCGUCCUAGGAAGACACUAGAGAGCGCCAUUGGCAAGAUUGGAAUCGAUGGUUAUUUCAGUGUGAUUGUAGCAGCUGAGGAUGUGCACAGAGGGAAGCCUGACCCGGAGAUGUUUAUGUACGCUGCACAGCUGUUGCAGUUCAUACCCGAGAGGUGCAUUGUGUUUGGCAACUCGAAUCAAAGCGUGGAGGCUGCUCAUGAUGUGAGGAUGAAGUGUGUUGCUGUUGCUAGCAAGCACCCAGUUUAUGAGCUUAGUGCUGCUGACAUGGUGGUGAGGAGGCUAGAUGAGCUGUCGAUUGUCGAUCUGAAGAAUCUUGCUGAUAUCGAGUCGCCAGAGUUUGGGUCUCCUGAGCCGGAGAUGGAGUUGGAAGAGGAAGAUGAUCUUCCAUCUAGGGCAGUAGGAGUUGACGACAUGUUCUGGUAG
This is a messenger RNA of Linum tenue, 1155 nucleotides long. NCBI's taxonomy places the organism in Eukaryota, Viridiplantae, Streptophyta, Magnoliopsida, Malpighiales, Linaceae. The record is from the annotation of a GenBank genome assembly.